Ordospora colligata OC4 is the source of this 300-nucleotide messenger RNA. RefSeq lists its product as uncharacterized. The transcript has a single exon. Lineage: Eukaryota; Fungi; Microsporidia; Ordosporidae. The record is from RefSeq and is a predicted model, not a curated record. The coding region runs from base 1 to 300 and encodes 99 amino acids.
AUGGAAAGUUUAUUGAGACUGUUGCAACUUAACACAAGAUUUGCCACAAAUGACAUUUCAAAAGAGUUUCUACAACGAAGAGUAGGACUUGGAUAUGCAAUGAAGUACCAGAAACUCGAUAGGUCAGUGAUACAAACAUUCAUCAAAUCAAAGAGGAAGAACGAAGAGUUGGCACGUUACACAUCACUUAGCAGCAGCUCUAUGCAUAAUGUCAAUGCAAACUAUGAUAAUGAUGAUGAAUGCGGUCGAUCAGGCAUUGUGAAGAAGCGAAGUGUAAGUGCAAACUCAUAUAGAACAUAA